Molecule: messenger RNA, 726 nt
Organism: Cucurbita pepo subsp. pepo (vegetable marrow)
Lineage: Eukaryota; Viridiplantae; Streptophyta; Magnoliopsida; Cucurbitales; Cucurbitaceae
Source: RefSeq, a predicted model, not a curated record
UCAUUUUUUCUUUUACCUCAGGCUGAAAAGGUAAUUGUGGUGUAUCCGAUGAGAUUUAAGGAUUCUAUAGACAUUGCUCUUGCAACUUCUUUUCUCCAGGAGUUUGUAGAAGCAAGACGAAGUUCUGGACUCAAUAGUGCCCCUCCUUGUUCAUGGUCUCCAUCUCCUCCUCAAGAGUUGAAGGGAGCUCCUAAUGAUGCAUUAUCAGCCAAUGCGGGAUUUGUUACUUUUGUAAUUUUCCCUCGGCAUGUAGAGGGGAAAAAGAUCGACCGUGUAAUUUGGAGCUUGUCAACAUUUCAUGCAUAUGUCAGUUAUCAUGUUAAGUGUUCAGAAGGUUUUAUGCACACACGGAUGCGACGUCGUGUUGAAUCUCUGAUUCAGGCACUUGAUCGUGCCAAGCCAGAUGUAAUCGAUACAAGUAAAAAAGCAAACAGCAGAUCCUUCAAACGGCUGGAUAGUGAUGGGAAUGCUGGGUGAUGAUGAAUUGUGGAAAUUUUGUAAUACCAGUUGCUGGGUGAGAACCACUCAGUUUUCUCCAUAAUUGCUGGAAAGGUAAUGUGGUUAUUCUAUUUUAUUUCUUUCAUUUAUAGGGCCAUCCUUGCUUCUUCUUUUUGGCUUUGACUGUGCUAUAUAUAAUUUAUACAUGUCAAAUCGAAGUCGCAAUAUUUAAUUUACCCUCCAAUGAUAACUUUAUUACCUUUAAUAAAUUUACUUAGUUUAAGUUUA